Arvicanthis niloticus (Nile rat) is the source of this 870-nucleotide messenger RNA. The record is from RefSeq and is a predicted model, not a curated record. Lineage: Eukaryota; Metazoa; Chordata; Mammalia; Rodentia; Muridae.
CAGGCCCGGAUGCGGCGCUCACACCUUGGCUCUCCUGUUGUAGUGGCUCCGAUAGCUCCCGCGGCUCCAGGGGAGACCUCGGGCGAUGGCGGGCGCAGGCGGCACCCAGGGGCGCGAGCGCUGGUGCUGGACGCAAGGCUCGGUGGCGCGGUGGCGGCGACAGCGGCGACGGCGGCGGCGGCAGCCUGGACCAUGGACCCCCAUGAGAUGGUUGUGAAGAAUCCAUAUGCCCACAUCAGCAUCCCUCGGGCUCACCUGAGAUCUGACCUGGGGAAGCAGUUAGAGGAGGUUCCUUCUUCAUCUUCCUCCUCUGAGACUCAGCCUCUGCCUUCAGGAACCUGUACCCCAGAGCCAGUGGGCCUCUUAGAAACUACUGAAGCCCCAGGGCCCAAAGGUAUCAAGGGCAUCAAGGGUAUUGCUCCUGAGCAGAACCAGCAGACCUGGCAGUCACCCUGCAAUCCCUAUAGCAGUGGGCGACGUCCAUCGGGACUGACUUAUGCUGGCCUGCCACCUGUCGGGCGUGGUGAUGACAUUGCCCACCACUGCUGUUGCUGCCCUUGCUGCUCCUGCUGCCACUGUCCUCGCUUCUGCCGUUGUCACAGCUGUUGUUGUGUUGUCUCCUAGCUGACUAUCCAACCUCCAGAGCUGUGGGCUCCAGGUUUCUGCUCAGUGCCAAAAAGUGGUGCUGGACAUCAGGAACAGCCAUUGUCAUGAGCAUCAGCCGUUUUCUGCCCUGGACAGGGAGCCUGUCCACCAGGAAGGUUCAGCUGGAACCCUCUGGAAUAGGGUUCCAGCCACUAGCCAUGUUGGCAGCAACAGGGACACCUUUCACAUCCUGCAAAACUUUGUCAAUAAAGCAGGAUGAGCGUU